AGGCGGAGGCUCCAGUGCGUCUCUCUGCCUCUCAGCCUGAACCCGGGGAGGCCAGGCGGCCCGGGUGCGGCUGGAGAGGGUCCGCUGCCCGAGAAUGGGAAUUCUCUUCACCAGGAUAUGGAGACUGUUCAAUCACCAGGAGCACAAAGUUAUAAUUGUUGGGCUGGAUAAUGCAGGGAAAACUACCAUCCUAUAUCAAUUUUCUAUGAAUGAAGUUGUACACACAUCCCCUACAAUAGGAAGUAAUGUAGAAGAGAUAGUGAUUAAUAAUACACGUUUCCUAAUGUGGGAUAUUGGUGGCCAAGAGUCUCUUCGUUCUUCCUGGAACACUUACUACACUAACACAGAGUUUGUAAUAGUUGUUGUGGACAGUACAGACAGAGAGAGGAUAUCUGUAACUAGAGAAGAACUCUAUAAAAUGUUAGCCCAUGAGGACCUAAGGAAAGCUGGAUUGCUGAUUUUUGCUAAUAAACAAGAUGUCAAAGAAUGCAUGACUGUAGCAGAAAUCUCUCAGUUUUUGAAACUAACAUCCAUCAAAGAUCACCAGUGGCAUAUCCAGGCAUGCUGUGCUCUGACUGGAGAGGGAUUAUGUCAAGGACUUGAGUGGAUGAUGUCACGACUUAAGAUUAGAUGAUCUCUACUGAUCUCUUCUUAUAAACUUUGUGUAAAUGUGCUGGACUUUACCUGAAAGCUGCAAAAAUUACUGGUUUAGCUAUAUUUAUAAUAAACUGAUUUAAACUUUUUCUAUAAGAAGAAAAAUUAAGACCACUUAUUUGAAAACAAAGAUGAAGUCUCACCUCCCAAUUUACUUUCCUGUUAUUCCUUCCAAAGUAAGUUAUUAAAGCUGUGAUUGACAUUUUUCUCAUAAUGAAUCCUCUCAGGACAUUGUGUAGCCUGUGGUAAGUAUAAAGGGCGAGGAAUGCAUUGUGAACAUUUAAGAGCUUUAGUAUCAGUAUAACCCUCCCUCUUUGAAUGUUGUUAUCAUUUUGUUCCAUUUAAGUCAAAAUACAAAUCAGCACAGAAACUUGGUUUCCAAUAUUUUAAAAUGUAACAUUACUUAUAAAAAGUAUUUUUGCGUAAGUUUGUGUAUGUAUUAUGUAUAUACCUCAAGUUAAUGGCUUUGGUUUAUGUGCUAAAGAAAGCAAGUAACACAAAAAUCAAUAAUAUCCUUAGAUAUAAGCGUAAUGAGAUGAGUACUGGCAUUGGUGGUAAGUGCCAUUUUGUGUGUUUUCUCUUUGUUCUCUGUAUUAUACCCAUCCUCAAAUCAUCGAGCUGCUCUUAAAAACAAACAGGAAAAGUCAGAUCUUGUUACUUGGUGCCUCUUUUUUGUUACUCAGUCCCACAAAUGAAAACAUGUAACCCAACUAAGUGGAAUAUAUAUCCAUUAUUUAGUACUACUAUUGGACCGAAUUGUGCAAUGAGCAGUUACCAGAUUAUUCCUUUUGUUGGUCAUUAUGCCAUCUAAAUUGCUAAACCUUGUAAUUUGUGAAUCAGUCAUAAAUUAAGAUAAAAAAAACUAAGAAGUGAUUUCUUUUUAGUAUUAAUUGCGUACUGGUAGGAAAUAUGUCUACCCAGAGAAGUAAUGCUCUUUAAAUAUUAUUUAAUAAUUCAGCUACAGUCUUUGCAAAGUAUUAAAUUGUAUUUCAAGCAGUUGAAUAAAUUGUAGAGUAAGAGUAAGGCAUAUCCGAGCAACAGCAUUAAUCACUGAAUUUGUAAAUUUUUGUUUGAUUGUAAAAGUUGCAAUUUGAUUUUUUUUGUAAAAUGUAUCUUCUACCACACAGAUAUGUUGACAACUAGAAAAUAAUGUUUUUUGAAUGCUUUUAAAAAUUUGAUAUAAAAAUUAAUUGAUGUAAUGUAUUAUUUGUACUGGGAAGUAACUUGAUCUAAAAUACCCUCUGUUUGCUUCUGAUAUUUUAUUUGGUUUCUAAAAGUUGAGGUAUUUCCAUCAUAACUGUAAGUGAACAUCCUAAAUAUGUUACAGUAUUCUUGGAUACUUUAUGUGUCUUUCAUGUCCAGAAUCUGAAGAUUAAUCCAAAUUGUCAUGUUAUCGAUUUAGAAUAUUCAAGGGAAAAAGGUAACUGCUUUUAGAACAAUGUUUUAAGUAUCAUAAAAAUUUUGGUGAGGAGUAAUAUUACGUACUGUACACACUGAAAAAACCUUUCCAAGUUCUUUUUUUUACCAAAUAUAAUACUUGGUAUCUAAAUCCAGCUUGGACAUGAGGGAUCAGUAUUUAACAUUGGAUAUCUUAUGCUUUAUAUUUUAGUCAAAAUGAAAUUAUAGCAUUGCAUAUUUGUCAGUAUGCUUUUAAGGUUUGUUCAUAUGAUCUCAUUUUUUAAAUAACUGUACUAAUUGUAAAUUUAAAAUUGCCUUUUAAAAAAAUUUUAAAAA
Messenger RNA from Ochotona princeps (American pika), 2388 nucleotides. RefSeq names its product ADP ribosylation factor like GTPase 5A (gene ARL5A). Gene Ontology annotation, biological process: protein localization to Golgi membrane; intracellular protein transport; vesicle-mediated transport. Gene Ontology annotation, cellular component: cytoplasm; trans-Golgi network. Gene Ontology annotation, molecular function: GTPase activity; GTP binding. The record is from RefSeq and is a predicted model, not a curated record. The coding region runs from base 95 to 634 and encodes 179 amino acids. NCBI's taxonomy places the organism in Eukaryota, Metazoa, Chordata, Mammalia, Lagomorpha, Ochotonidae. The transcript is spliced from 6 exons.